This is a messenger RNA of Drosophila subpulchrella, 2280 nucleotides long. RefSeq lists its product as uncharacterized. The record is from RefSeq and is a predicted model, not a curated record. Gene Ontology annotation, biological process: cilium assembly. The coding region runs from base 146 to 2272 and encodes 708 amino acids. The transcript is spliced from 4 exons. NCBI's taxonomy places the organism in Eukaryota, Metazoa, Arthropoda, Insecta, Diptera, Drosophilidae. Gene Ontology annotation, cellular component: ciliary basal body; axoneme.
UUUCUUGGGAUUUUUCAAUCAAACAUGUUCACAUUACACAUUAUUUAGUUCUACCUGUUUGUUGUUUUUGUUUUCUUUGUAAUUUUACAUAUUUUGCAGCGUGCGGUUUUUGCACGUACUGCACGUGUUCUUCGCCUUUUGGAAAAUGACCAAGAUCGGAAAGUCCAAAUUUGUAGACGUCAGGAGUGGUACUCCUGAUAGGAGCAGAAAGAAGAAAUUGAAUAAAUCUAAACAAUUGCAGGAAAAACCAGUGCCAAAAAACGUUAAGGAUGUGGAGAAAAAGAUUGAGAGGACUUCAGCUUUGGGUUCUUUAAUUCCCACAAGAUCGCAAUCCAUAUUGAGCGUAAGUAUGGAUUCGGAGGAUUUUACCCCAUCUGGCAUGACAAGUGGUUUGAACACCCCAACCCCAACAUAUGUGGCUCCCUCUUCGCGGAAAAAUUCCAUUAGGAUGGCAAAAUCUGCAGAUAUCAAGAAACCUGCUAGGAUGUCGCAGAUCUCGAUUAAUUCAUCUAUAGUCCCAGGAAAAUCGAUUAUAGCGGUCAACAAAAAGUUACGUAAUUUUGUCGAGCCAACCCGUUUAUACAAGAUCAAAAAAGAUCGAACAAACGAAAUGGUUCAGGUAAUACCUGGAGCCACGCAAAGUGACGAUAAUGAAGAUGAAUAUAUGAGUACGUAUGCCACAUCGGAGGAAGAACGUCUUGGUGAAAUAGUCCAGGGUGAAGACGAAAAGACCGACUCCGAAGAUGCAAUCACGAGUAUGCGCGAAAGCCAGAUGAGCGUAUCCUCAGACUCGAACAUAAGGAUGCGAUUAACGCUACUACACAGCCUCAGAAGCAUACCCAACUGGGACGAACUGAGUACAACCUCGUCGAUUGGAAAGAUGAAAACCGAGAAGGAGGACGAUGAGGACCUCGGGAGGUUCCGGGAUCCUUUAACCAGCAACUCGAACAGUUUAGGUGAUAGCAUACAGUCAACCGAGCUCGAGUACGAAGAAAUUUUGCCGCCAGAUGAUCCCGAUGUGCAAAGUCUGUCUUCGAUCUCGGCCUCAGAUUUUGAAUCUGAUGACGACAGCGACUGGGAAUCGGAAAAGACGAAACUAAAAUCAAGUUUAAUACCUACUUUUACCGAAAUUUCAUCCGGGUCCUGGUCCUCCCAGGCUUCUACUCACGUUCGUUCCCAUGUAACUUUUCCCAUCGAACAGGUUGUCCAGAGCUAUUUGAAUGGACUGAUUGAAAAAGUGGUGUAUAAGUUCGAAAAUCCGGUCUAUUUGCGGGAAAAAAGUCUGGACAAAAGUAAGCUCCUGGAAAGGCUUUUGAAGGAAGUUGACGAUAAUACCUGGGAAAAGUACGAAAACGAAUUGCUGACCAAACGUCUGACUGAACACUACUUACGCCGGUUUAAAUAUUCCCUGAUAACGCCGAGCAAGGGCUUCUCGGUCAACGAGGCCCAUCGAGGGCGUUAUAUGAGUGCCCUGUUCGAAUUGGACCUCUGGCUUCAGCGGGAACGGGAGGCUGAGGAAAUCUACAUGGCGGAGAGGGAUCGUCUCCUCGGAGAAUUGGAGCAGAUGCAGUCGGAGGACAAUGAAAGGAUCGAGGAGAUGGAGCAGGUUAUAAGAAAAACCAUCUUCUGCCUUCCCCAAGCAUCAGAUCGCCUUAAAUUCGUAACUGAGACCGCAUUAAGUCAAAUGAGAAAAAAGCGUGAUCUUAUGUCCGAGACACGUCUUGUUUUAAUUAUAAAGCAGCAUAACAAUGCAUACAUUAAACAGAAAAUAGAUGAAACAGAGACCAUUUCUGGAGAAGUGAAAAUGGAUACGUAUCUAUCAACUGAAACGGACGUUCAGCAGUUAUCAAAUACUCUAGCUAAUAGAAAUGCAGAACUGCAUCGAAUGUAUGCCCUGAUUAAGUCCAAAAUUCAUACUACCUCCCAUCUAAGAUGUCGGCGAAAGUUGCUGAGUCGCAAAUUUCUGGUAGCCAAAGCAGAGCUGCGUAAGAAACAGCAGCAACAUUUGACGUUAAGGGACCAAUUAUACACCAGUAACUUAAAGCACAACAAACUUCACGCCAAAAUCAAGGAAGUCCGACAAAAAGGUGGCAUUAUGUGCUAUCCCAAGUUACUAGCGGAUUUCGAUCUUACAGUGAAUUUAAUUAUGAUGAAGCGGGAUCGUGUGCAGGAAUUGAAGGAGCAACAUGACAGUCUGCUUAGGAAAAUUGACAAACUUGAAUUUAAGAUUCAAGAAUCCACGUUUAGAUUGAGCAUUGGUUCCUCUGACUAGGUAUAUUC